Caenorhabditis angaria is the source of this 1558-nucleotide messenger RNA. The record is from the annotation of a GenBank genome assembly. Lineage: Eukaryota; Metazoa; Nematoda; Chromadorea; Rhabditida; Rhabditidae.
AUGUCGUCCCCGACGACACACGUCGAAAAGGGCGUGAAACGCCGGCUGCCACCGCCGCUCAACAAAAUGGGCCUAUUCGAACCGUACAUGAAGGACGGCAAAAAGAUCACCGAAAUCGUCCGAUUCAAUCCGGUCGAAGUUUUUCUCGCCGGUUUCAUUCCACCAAUGUUCGGAUCGAUUGCCGCCAUUUUUAUCGCUCUAAUUUUUCAUAAUGAUGAAAUAAGUAAUUAUAAUUGGCAGUGUGGGGUGAGUUCAGGAGCUUUUGAAAUUCGCCGGGAUUUUUCACAAAUUAUGUAAAAUAAAUUUUCCAGCGAGCCCGACUUCCAUCAUUAUCUCGAAUCAUCAAUUUGCCAGUUGAGCGAACUUUUUGGCAAUUAUUUUUGCUGUUUCAUGUGCCGAUUCGAGUUGUAGAACUAAUCACAGGAUGUGAGUUUUUUUUUCUUUUCACCAACGUUUCACUGCUGUUGAGAAAUGUGCGCGUGGCUCAGUGGUAGACUGUUUUGCUGAUAGCCACUAGGCCCGGGUUCGAAUCCUCCCGCGCGCAAACUUUUUUUUCCAGUCUCGAGGUACAAACGAAUGCGAAAUGUGAAUUAUAAACGUGUCUGGCUAUAUGAACUCAGUCGAUUCGCAUAUUUCUUCGUAGGACUUCUAGAGCUCAUAUUCCUGUCAGGUUUAUCGAUUAUUGGAGAGCGAGAGAAUAUCCGUGAGUUCUUGUCAAUUUUUUCUUUCUAAAAUCCCAGAUUUCUUUUAGAAAUCCACGUCAUAUUUUUCUACGUUUUCGGAAUUUGCGGAAUAAUUCACAUGAUUGCCAAUAUCUUUUGCCAUGCUCACUCGUUAUAUUAUCUCAAUCCUUAUGUGAGUUCAAUUUUAUUUUAAUUCAAAAAACAAACAAAAAUAAUUUUUUUAGGGUCGAUUAUCGUACUAUUUGAAAAUUCUAUUCACAAGUUUGUAUAUUUUAUCAACGCCAAUUUUGGUUGGCUCAUUUAUUUUGUAUUGGAGGAAAUGUAUCACGUGGGGUGAGUCAAGGGUUGGUUGCUUGAGGGAAAAUAGGAGUGUCAAGGGAUUGCUGCUUGAGAUCAUUUUGAGUGUAUAGGGAUUGCUGCUUGGGAGGCUAUGAUAAAUCUCAAGAGCUUGCUGCUUGAGGAACAUAAAAACGUCAAAAGCUUGCUGCUUGGGAGAGGAAACGGGUUCUCAAGGGCUUGCUGCUUAGGAGCAAAUUAGACUCUCAAGGAAUGGCCACUUGGAAGCAAAAACAAGUCGUCAAGGGCUUACUGCUUAGGAACAUAUUUGAGCUGUCAAGGAGUGACUGCUUGACAAAAAGUUAUUUCAAGGGGCUAAUGCUUGAGAGCAGAUUCAAAGUGUCUAGGAGCCUUACCUUCUUCCAGCAUACGACGUGUUUGCCCUCUGUGAAUAUUGCGGUGUAUUCUUGAACAUUUGUUUCCACGGUUGUGCAUUUUUCGACAUUCGAUAUAAAGUGACAUUCAGUGUGCGAAGAGUUGAGGAUAUUCCAGAAGCUGAGAAGACUCAAGAGAAAACAGGAAUUGAACCAAAAUAUUGA